AUGGCCUCAGAUUCUGCACCUCCCGUGGGCCCUGAGGCUCCGUCGACGAAACCACCUUCCUCCAAACCCCCGAAACGGCCCAAGAGACCAAACUACAACCACAUUCAUCGCCAUUUUCUCCCCAUCGAAGUCCAUCCGCUUCCUGUUUUAAUCCCCCACAAUCCUUUGUCAUUAGUUGCCAUUGCCCUCUCAUAUCUGGUCCAAGUCCUUUCUCCGCCCACUCGACCGACGUACAAUGGCUACUUCUCUUCGGCAACCUCCUCCAUCCACGUCACCGACCCGGACACGAUACGCAAACUAUGGGAAAUGGGGUUUUUUGGAAGAGGUAGUCUCAGCCGAAGUGAGCCAAAUUGGUUAGAGAAUAGAAAGAAGAAAGGCCGGACGGCCGAAGAGAACACAGCGUCUCGAAGGGAGCAAAGGAGGCAACUGAAACAAGAACGGGCACGGAAGGAGCAAGAAGAGAUUGAUCAGAAAUUGUCCGAGGAGUUGCAGCAAAACGGUAACGUUAUUGUCGAGUUGGACGACAGCGCUGAGCAGGAACCGGUGCCAGAGUCACAGCCGGACGGCGACGUCAAUCUCAAUCUCAGCCACACAUCCGACAAGCUGAAUUUGGAUCAGCUGCCUCAGAAUGGUAGUCUAAACAGCCACAUUAACGGCGUUCUCACGGAAAACGUUCUCAAAACAAAUGCUCAAAACAUCAGUGACAUUGGCAGUGUAUUAGAAUCAGCUAGCGGGACCCCAACGCCUGAGGCUGAAGAAGACAAGGAAAACGACUCAAUACAUGAAUUUGAGGAGUGGAAAAAGGCAAUCGAGGCAAAUGGGAUCCCAACCCCACCGCCUACAUCAACUUGUUCAGAUACAAGUCAAGCUGAAGGCCGGCCAGUGAAACGACUGCAAAGAACGAAAACGGUCCGAUUCUCUCCCACCAUCGAAGCACGCGAAUUUGACCUCAGUUCUCCCGUGAUAUCACCCAUCAAAAGUCCCGGCACCUCGCCGCUUGAAGAUGCCAUCCCGGAAGGCGAAAAGCCCGUUCAACAAGAAAACCAAGAGCACUUGAAUGUCUCACUUGAAGAGGCAUUUUUCCUCUCCUACGCCCUCGGUGUACUCGAUAUCUACUGCGAUGACAGCAAUACUGUCCUCCCUCCCACUUCUCUUCUCUCCCUCUUCCGCCGUCAUUCAUAUCACCCUCCCCGAUCCCUAUCUGUUCCCGCUGAGCCGGACGACCCUUUUAUGAUUUCUUACACGGUCUACCACCACUAUCGCUCCUUAGGCUGGGUUGUACGGAGUGGCGUCAAAUUUUCGACCGACUACCUCCUAUACAACCGUGGCCCGGCGUUCUCUCAUGCGGAGUUUGCUGUUGUCAUCAUCCCCUCGUACACCGAUCCGUACUGGACGGAAUCUACAUCGCCGGAGCAACGGAAAGCAAUUGAGAAGAAAACAAAUAAGAAGAGUUGGUGGUGGUUACAUGGAAUUAAUCGAGUACAGGCACAGGUGCAUAAACAGUUGGUGCUUUGUUAUGUGGAUGUCCCGCCACCAUUGAAAGAUGUAGAGAAGCGCAAGGACGUGGAUAUAGGCUUAUUGUUUUCAAGAUAUAAGAUUCGGGAUGUCAAUGUGAGGAGGUGGACGCCGAACCGCAGUCGAGAAUGA
Cladophialophora psammophila CBS 110553 is the source of this 1647-nucleotide messenger RNA. Its product is annotated as tRNA-intron endonuclease, archaea type. NCBI's taxonomy places the organism in Eukaryota, Fungi, Ascomycota, Eurotiomycetes, Chaetothyriales, Herpotrichiellaceae. Gene Ontology annotation, molecular function: tRNA-intron lyase activity; nucleic acid binding. Bases 1 to 1647 code for a protein of 548 amino acids. The transcript has a single exon. Gene Ontology annotation, cellular component: tRNA-intron endonuclease complex. Gene Ontology annotation, biological process: tRNA splicing, via endonucleolytic cleavage and ligation; tRNA-type intron splice site recognition and cleavage. The record is from RefSeq and is a predicted model, not a curated record.